Nanorana parkeri is the source of this 786-nucleotide messenger RNA. RefSeq lists its product as uncharacterized. The transcript is spliced from 3 exons. The coding region runs from base 1 to 774 and encodes 257 amino acids. The record is from RefSeq and is a predicted model, not a curated record. Lineage: Eukaryota; Metazoa; Chordata; Amphibia; Anura; Dicroglossidae.
AUGUACGAGCCGAGCAUGAGUACGACUCGAACAUCGGCAGUUCAUGUGUUCGCCGAACACACGGACUAUCAGGGCAUUUGGCGGGCUGUUCGCCUGCCAAGCGCCCCCCACGAGGCACUGCACACCGCACAGUGCCUUGUCCAUUCUCAGGGUCUGGUAGUCAUUACAAUGAGUCAGUAUACAGCAGCAUCCUUCUCUCUGGUCCUCACUGAACAGCAUCCUCUGGUGCUCAUUGCACAUCUUCCUCUGGUGCUCAUUGCACAUCACCCUCUGGUCCUCAUCGCACAGCAUCCUCUGGUGCUCAUUGCACAUCUUCCUCUGGUGCUCAUUGAACAUCACCCUCUGGUCCUCAUCGCACAGCAUCCUCUGGUCCUCAUUGCACAGCACCCUCUGGUCCUCAUUGCACAGCAUCCUCACUCUCUCUCCUCCAGGAUGUCCAUCGUUCAGGCUGAGGACCAUCUGUGCACCUACCAGGAGGCCAUGCAACAAAGCGCCUUCCUAGAGGAGGAAUUUCCUCUGCCCUCUCCCACCAAGGGGGCCCUGCGGAGGCGCCGAGAGAGCCGGCUCCGCUCCCAGCUCCUCUCCUUCGAGGAGAUCCGGGAGGUGGAGGAGGAAGGGAUCUCUCCCACCGAGGAGGAGAAAGCCAGGAAGUCUUUUCUGCAGUCCCUGGAGAGCCUCAGGAGAAGCUCCAACCACACUCAACUCCGGAAGGACAAACUCAACCACUAUAAUAAACUCUCAUUGGACUCCAGCGAUUCGGACUCCACUCUGUGAGGGGGCCCAUCU